Messenger RNA from Penicillium brasilianum, 1326 nucleotides. NCBI's taxonomy places the organism in Eukaryota, Fungi, Ascomycota, Eurotiomycetes, Eurotiales, Aspergillaceae. The record is from the annotation of a GenBank genome assembly.
CUUAAAUAGAUCUAUAUCAAGCUCUAAUUUCUUCGAUUUCCUUAUUCAAGUUCAAAGAACGGCUCCAAUCAACUUCCUUUAGCCUACGACUCAACUAGUCCAUUACAAUAUUUUUGAAACAGAACUCUUUUUGCAACGAUGCACAAGUCAACUGAAAGGGGAUCUCAAGGGCCUCAAUCCCAGUUCCAGCCUGGUCACGAAGUCCCCGUUCAACAUCUUGAGAAGCCUGGCUUGCAGAGCGAACUAGGGGAUCCAAAGCCUACAUCAACACAACUCCCGACCGAGGACAAUGGAUACCAAACCUACAAAGCAGCAGGAAAACUGACAGGCAAGAGGGCAAUCAUUACGGGCGGAGACUCGGGUAUCGGACGAGCCGUUGCCCUUCUAUUCGCAAUGGAAGGCGCAACGAGCCUGAUCACGUACUUGCCCGAGGAAGAGUCAGACGCGGAAGAGACCAAGCGGCGUGUAGAGGAACUGGGGCAGAAGGUUCAUCUUCUCGCCGUCGAUCUGCGGGAUAAGAAGAAUUGCCAAAAGGUGGUCGACACGGCUCUUCAAACCAUGGGUGGCAUCGAUACGCUGGUGAAUAACCAUGGUUACCAAAACAUGGUCGAGGAUAUUCAAGAUCUGGAUGACGAUCAAUGGGAACGGACAUUCGACACCAACAUCCACCCCUUCUUCUAUCUCUCAAAAUAUGCGCUUCCUCACAUGAAGAAUGGCUCAACCAUUAUUAACUGCGCCUCGGUCAACGCUUACAUCGGUCGGCCGGAUCUUCUCGACUAUACGUCCACGAAGGGAGCGAUAGUGGCCUUUACUCGAGGGCUCUCGAAUCAGCAGAUCAAGAACGGCAUCAGGGUGAACUGCGUCUGCCCUGGACCGAUUUGGACACCGCUUAUUCCGGCCACUAUGAAUACCUCUGCGCAGGAGCAGUUCAGUGGAUCCCCCAUGGGUCGUCCAGGUCAGCCUAGCGAGGUCGCAACAUGCUUUGUAUUCCUUGCUAGCCAGGAUAGCAGCUUUAUCUCUGGCCAGUCUUUGCAUCCCAAUGGUGGAGUCGUUGUUAAUGGCUAAAUUAUUUCCAACGGAGAUCAUAGGUUGAAAUGAAUCUAUAUUCCAUGUCGUGUGUCUCUAGCAAGACUAUCUUACCAUUCCCAGAAUACAUAAGGAGCAUCAACGCCACAAAUCUUGUGUGUUUCGAUACUCGAUAUGUAUUCGAGGGAUACUCGCGAGAAAUUCUGAUAUUGUGCAUGACUUGGUUUCUUUGAUUCGAUCUGUUACCAGCUAGUUAUGACAAAUCACGAAUCGCUCAAUUAAAGAUUUGAUGUUCUUGAU